Carlito syrichta (Philippine tarsier) is the source of this 2412-nucleotide messenger RNA. It is a transcript of the gene RNF114, whose product is annotated as ring finger protein 114. The record is from RefSeq and is a predicted model, not a curated record. The transcript has 7 exons. The coding region runs from base 1 to 723 and encodes 240 amino acids. Lineage: Eukaryota; Metazoa; Chordata; Mammalia; Primates; Tarsiidae. Gene Ontology annotation, biological process: protein polyubiquitination; ubiquitin-dependent protein catabolic process. Gene Ontology annotation, molecular function: ubiquitin protein ligase activity.
AUGUCAGGAGCCCGCGUCAGAGGUACUCUGCGGAUAUGGAGCCCUGGUUUGGGGCUGCCCUGCUCCAUCACCCUCCCUGCCCUCCACAUCGGCAGCAGCCCCAAGGCCAGUGCAGGGGCUCGUCCCGUGUGCUUAGAGGUGUACGAGAAGCCGGUGCAGGUGCCCUGCGGACACGUCUUUUGCUCUGCAUGCCUGCAGGAAUGUCUGAAGCCGAAGAAGCCUGUCUGUGGGGUGUGUCGCAGCGCUCUGGCACCUGGCGUCCGAGCCGUGGAGCUCGAGCGGCAGAUCGAGAGCACAGAGACCUCUUGCCAUGGCUGCCGUAAGAAUUUCUUCCUGUCUAAGAUCCGGGCCCACGUGGCUACCUGUUCCAAAUACCAAAAUUACAUCAUGGAAGGUGUGAAAGCCACCACUAAGGAUGCAUCUCUUCAGCCAAGGAAUGUCCCAAAUCGUUACACCUUUCCUUGUCCUUACUGUCCUGAAAAGAACUUUGAUCAGGAAGGACUUGUGGAACACUGCAAGUUAUCCCAUAGCAUGGAUACCAAAUCUGUGGUUUGUCCGAUAUGUGCCUCGAUGCCCUGGGGAGACCCCAACUACCGCAGCGCCAACUUCAUAGAGCAUAUCCAGCGCCGGCACCAGUUCUCUUACGACACUUUCGUGGAUUACGACGUCGAUGAGGAGGACGUGAUGAACCAGGUGCUGCAGCGCUCCAUCAUCGACCAGUGAGCAUCCAUGCUGUCCAUCGUGUUCCAGAGCUCCUAUGACCCAUUCGACCUGAAACCUUUGACUCCUACACCGUCACUGUAUGACAGACCUGAAAUGAGCCAUGGCACUGGGACAGGGGUAGCGGGUCCCCUACCAGAGCUCCCCUACUGUUAGCCUUGUUUGUCACGUGGUCUGGUCCUUCUUGGUUCUUAUUACUUCCGGGAGUUUCUGCCGCCUCUUGGGGAAGACACCAGCCUCUCCCCUGUUCUGUUUCAUGCUUGCUCCUCCUUCUAGUUCAUCUCUCAGGUCCUCCAAGCCACCCAGGACCUUUUCUGGGUCAUGAAUAGCACAACGAAGCAGCCAUCUCUUUUCCUUGUCCCCAAGGCGUGUGGACCCUGGCAGCAGUGCCCCUGACCAGAGCUAUGGCCCCUGAUGGGUUGCGGGGUGGCCAGAAGCUGGGGGCACCACCCCAGGGUGCAUUUCACCAGGCCUUGGGGUAAAUGUCUGGGCUUAGCAGGGUCUGAUGCCGGAAGUGUUGAUAAGUGACAUUUUCCUGCUGCUCUUACACAACCUUAGAGUUAAGUGGUUCAGUCUUAAAUGCCUGCAUGGUGCCUUUUUAGGAUAAGGUGUAACCGUAUAUUUCUAGUGGAAGUCUUUGUAGGUUAGGAAAGUUCAAUCUGUUUUAUCCUUCGGUGGGGAGAGGGUGGCUGACAUGCGGGAGGGCUCUAGCCUUUUUUUGGUUUUGAUUUUCAAACUGAUGAGUAUUUUCAGAAGGCAGCAUCGGGGCCUGCCUGUAUUCUUAUCCUUGAAGCACGAAAAGGAGUCCUCAGAUGAAAAAGAGGAGGCUUGGAGGCUCCAGUGGAUACGUGUUCGUUUAUCUUCUACUUGGUAACUUAGAUUAAACUGACCAUUGCUUUUCUGUCACAAAUGGUUUCCUGUGACAUGACAUUGUGUUCGGCAUGUAAAUCCUUGAAAGCCUGCUUUCUGAAUGCAGAGAAGCGCAGGAGACCCAGCAUGCCCCAUCUGUCUGAGGACACUCCUGUUCGUGAGGCAUGGCACCUGUCGGAACGGUGGUGAUGAGGGCCAUCUCUGGACACUUGCCCUGGCAAUGCUCAGAAUCCUGCCACUUGGCAUGUCCCGUGAACAGUAGUCACAGAAGGCCGAGGGCUGGUUGCCCGGCCUGAGGAAGCAGAGCCUCUGACUGAUCAGAAGGCAAAUGGACUUAGGCAGAUUCUUUGUGUCAUGCAUCUCGAGUCUGGGCGUGGAUUCUUUUUUGGCCUGUGGCUGGCGUUGCGAGUGACCACAGGUGCGGGACUGUCACUGCUGCUGUGGGCCUCUCCUGCCUGCCCAUGCAGAGCUGCCGGUGCCUGGUGACCGGCGAAGAUGAGGCUGCUGAGAAAAUAGUUCUUUCAUUGCUGUUACUGGAGAGGACCCAGGGGUUAAAGUCAGCCUCUUCACUGUCAUUUUUGGAAGAAGUUCACUCAGACCUCCCUGAAUUGAGAUCAUCUCAGCAGUUUGAAGGGAAAUUGACAAAAUUCACACUUGAGGGGACUGAUGUGCGCGUGUGUCCAUCUCACAGUGGGACAAGAAACUUCUUAUCUCUUAAGUGCACUUCAUGUAUUUCUAAUAAGAUGACUUUCCAGAAAGUGAGAUUUGUUAUGUUCUGGCUUUUAAAAGAUGAAAUAUAAAUAAAUUUCAUAACUUAUCCAA